Rubroshorea leprosula is the source of this 1658-nucleotide messenger RNA. The record is from the annotation of a GenBank genome assembly. NCBI's taxonomy places the organism in Eukaryota, Viridiplantae, Streptophyta, Magnoliopsida, Malvales, Dipterocarpaceae.
ACCCUCUCAAGCUCCACCACCUUCGGCCACCACCUUUGGGGUCCAAAACUCCAAGCACACAACGCAACCGAAGAAUUCUGUCUCAAAUCAGAUCUCUUUUCUAAGAUUUUCAAACCUUCUGUUUUUCAUUUUGUAAGACCAAAUUCACCUUCCUCAAAUUAAGAUGGAAAUCAGCUCACAAGUGGUUGGUCGAAAGGAUAUAUCAAGAAGUGCUUUUGAUAUAUGGAAAGAGAUUUUCCAAAAGAGAAAAGUGAAGCAGGAGAAAAAAUCUUAUAUUAACUGUGGCAGCAGCUCUGGUGAAUUUGACUUUCUGCACUCCCUGAUAACUAACUGUGGUGAUUAUGAUAUUAUUUUGGAUGGAAUCCAUGAAAACUUUUUGCAGCUCCGCUAUCAUGAUCCAGUGAUGCAAAAGACAGUCAAGUGCUUGAAUUAUCUUGGUGUCUCUGAUCUGAUGCAUCAAUAUAUUAUGCGUACACAGCAAAUGCCCCUUCUAGUUUAUCAGCCUUCUCUUGCAAUUUCUCUGCAUCGUUUACUAGCCCAAGUUCAAAAACCAAAUAUUGAGUGGCCAAAGUCCUAUCAGAGGUACCGAACAAUAUCAAUGGAAAAGAUGGACAUAUUAAGGGCUUGGCACCAGAAAAUUGCACCCCAUAUUUCUAGACAUUUAUCAACUGAGCUGUUUGUAGAGGACUUGAUUUCUCCCUUGCUGCAUAUUCUUUCACCGACAACCUUGAGACCAGUGGCAUUGCACUUACUGUCAGAAAAGGAGAAGAAUGAUUUGGCUCAGUUAGUUAAUGUGAUGGUUUCCUAUUCUAUAACGUAUAAGAGCAUUAAGUCUGAUCCUCUGCCCUCCAACCUCAGAAAUGAGUUGGCAUUGGUUGUGUCAGUACUUUCCUUCCAUCCACCAAUCAAUGACUUUAUUCACUUCAAGGACCAUAGAUCUGAUCACCAUGUGCUUUCCUUAGCUAUGAAGCAGGUUUUAUUGCAUGAGGUUGAAAAGCAAAAGAUUUUGCAACUAAACACAGGAAGAUCUGAGAACAUAACGGAUGAACCCAAAAAGGAAGAGCAGACCCUUGUGCACAAAGAGGCUACAACAGCUGACUCUGCUAAAAUUACUGUUAAAGGAGAAGGUUCUGGUCGGGAAAGCAUAGAAAAUACAAUGAAUAUACCAAGCACAAAGCAUGGCAAUCCAAGUACCUCUAUAAAUUCGUCAUCCUGGGUUUCUAAUAGAUGCACUAUAGCUAAUGCAAAGGCAAAAACUUCUGGAAAUUCAAGGAAGCCUUCUGGUGGUUUCAAUUUCUUUGACAGGUUUAGGAAAACGAGUAGCAAAAAUUCUCAGGAUGCUGAUACUACUAUACAGAAGGAAGCACCGUUGGAGAGAGAUUUACGCCCUUUAUUGUUCAAAUUCAAUGAGGGCUUUACAAAUGCUAUUAAAAGGCCAGCUCGUAUGCGUGAAUUUUUUCAAUGAAAAAUUGCUGUAGCAGCCAAUUUCGGGGUUCCAUUUCUUGUGUAAUAAUUAGUACGUUAACAUUAAUUAAUCUCAUCUUUUAAUAUUUUAUGAAAUUGUGCAGUAUGUACAUAGCAUGCUUCUUUUUGCAAUUAUGCAUCAGCUGUCUAUUAUACGUUUUUGUUUGGUGGAAAAACAAAAAGGUAACCUUAGA